This is a messenger RNA of Tribolium castaneum (red flour beetle), 3055 nucleotides long. RefSeq names its product HMG Coenzyme A reductase (gene Hmgcr). Gene Ontology annotation, cellular component: endoplasmic reticulum membrane; peroxisomal membrane. The record is from RefSeq and is a predicted model, not a curated record. NCBI's taxonomy places the organism in Eukaryota, Metazoa, Arthropoda, Insecta, Coleoptera, Tenebrionidae. The transcript is spliced from 12 exons. Gene Ontology annotation, biological process: isoprenoid biosynthetic process; sterol biosynthetic process; coenzyme A metabolic process. Gene Ontology annotation, molecular function: protein binding; NADP binding; hydroxymethylglutaryl-CoA reductase (NADPH) activity. Bases 270 to 2861 code for a protein of 863 amino acids.
GACUUUUGGUUCAGUUUUAGUGGUUUCAGUCGUUUAGUCAUCAAAUUUUGUUAAAUGCAUAUUUAUUUUGUAAUUUUUUAAAGUGAAUUAUUUAAUUUCACAAUUUUUUAAAUUUAAUAUCAACAUUGAUUUCAUUCAUAACUCAUCUUUAAUUGUUAAUUUUGUUAAAAAGUUAGUGUCGGGGAAAUACUAGAAAUUUAAGGCGCCGUUGAAUAUUUGUUGCAUGUCAUUACACAAAAAUACAGGAGACGGUUCAGGACUGUUAAACGAUGACGACACGAUUAUUUCGCGCGCAUGGGGAAUUCUGUGCCACACAUCCCUGGGAAGUUAUUGUAGCCACACUUACCCUUGCAGCAUGCAUGUUGACAGUGGAUCAACAACAUCCGGCACCACCCCCGAAGCCCACCCUCAGAUACUGCGCGGAGUGUCUGCAAGAGGCUGAAUAUAAUGCGGCUGACCUGAUUGUGAUGACAUUAAUACGCUGCUUGGCCGUCCUGUACUGUUAUUACCAGUUUUGUAAUUUGGAAAAAUUAGGAUCGAAAUAUAUUUUGGGAAUAGCCGGUUUAUUCACCGUUUUUUCGAGUUUCGUUUUUACAUCGACUGUCCUGAAUCUGUUGUGGAUCGAUGUAUCAGAUUUGAAGGAUGCACUGUUUUUCUUUCUCCUGCUGAUCGAUUUAUCGAAAGCGGCGAUGUUGGCUCAGUCAGCUUUAAGCGCUUCUAAUCAGGAAGAAGUUAAAAGCAACAUUGCACGAGGGAUGGCCGUUUUGGGACCAACAAUUACUUUAGAUACAAUCGUGGAAACUCUAGUCAUUGGCGUCGGGACCCUGUCAGGUGUUCAUCGCCUUGAAAUGCUUUCAUAUUUCGCAUGCCUUUCAGUUUUAGUUAAUUAUAUAGUUUUUAUGACAUUUUAUCCGGCCUGCUUAUCAUUAAUAUUAGAGUUGUCGCGAACAACAAAUAUUUAUGGUAAUAAGCAGUCGCUAAUCGCGCGGGCCCUAAAGGAGGAAGAUCACAAAUCAAACCCUGUGGUCCAGAGGGUUAAAUUGAUAAUGUCAGCAGGGCUGAUGCUAGUACAUGCUCGCAGUCGGUGGCCCUUUAAAGAGGAUGACGUGGAAAAUAUUAGACCUCUAGUCGUCGAGCAACACAUGACUUUAAAUCGCACGGAGGACACAACCUUGCAUGAAUAUAUUAUGAAAUGGGUCACUGUUAGUGCCGACCACAUUGUCAUUCUCAUCCUCCUUCUGGCCCUAGUAGUGAAAUUCGUAUUUUUCGAAAAUAAGGAAGAACUGGCCGAGCAACUCCGCGCUCACAUAUCCACGGAGAGUGUCGAUCCCGGAAAAAAGGACAAUCGAUUUAAAAUGCCCUUGAUCAAAACCCAGUCCUUCUUCCUAACUAACAAUACUAAAGAAGACUCGGCCUGCGAAGACAAAGAAGUACAAACAGACAUUGGACGCUUAGAGUCCGAAUUCGAGAAACUACCAGCGGGAAACGACGUGUCCGUGAAAACAUGCCGCAGCCUGGAGGAAUGUUUGAAAAUAUACAACGAUUCGAAUUUAGGCGGAGCGGCAUUGAGCGAUGAUGAAGUUAUUUUACUCGUUAAAAACAAACACAUCCCUGCCUACCAAAUAGAGAAGGCUGUCGAUGAUCCCGAACGCGGAGUGGGAAUACGGAGAAAAAUUUUGGCUCGUGAGGGAAAUUUUUCCGAGGCUCUCACAGAUUUGCCGUUCAGGAAUUACGAUUACGCCAAAGUAAUGGGCGCGUGUUGUGAAAACGUUAUCGGCUACAUGCCGGUGCCGGUUGGUUACGCGGGCCCUCUGAAUCUGGACGGGCGACAUGUUUACGUGCCCAUGGCCACCACCGAGGGGUGUUUGGUCGCAAGUACAAAUAGGGGCUGUCGGGCGCUUUUGGACUGUGGGGUCACCAGCAGGGUUGUAAGCGAUGGCAUGACUCGAGGGCCAGUCGUGCGGUUUCCCUCUAUAACGAAAGCCAGCGAAGCUAUGUCUUGGAUGAAAUGCUCACAAAACUUCGAAGCCAUGAAGCAACAAUUUGACUCAAGUAGCAGAUUUGCAAGACUGUCAAAAUUGUUAAUCAAAAUCGCAGGUCGGCACUUGUUCGUCCGCUUUGAAGCAAAGACGGGAGAUGCGAUGGGGAUGAACAUGGUAUCGAAAGGAACCGAAAUGUCCCUGAAGUAUGUCCAGAAACAGUUCCCCGAAAUGGAAAUUCUCAGUCUUAGUGGUAAUUUCUGCACGGACAAGAAGCCGGCAGCCGUCAAUUGGAUCGAAGGCAGAGGCAAGUCUGUCGUCUGCGAGGCGAUCAUUCCGUCUGAGAUUGUGAAAAAAGUAUUAAAGACAAGCACACCCGCCCUUGUCGACGUGAACAACUCGAAAAAUAUGAUCGGCUCGGCGGUCGCUGGCAGCAUAGGUGGGUUUAACGCUCACGCCGCUAAUAUAGUGACUGCGAUAUACAUAGCGACCGGUCAAGAUCCCGCACAAAACAUCGGCAGCAGUAACUGCAUGACUUUAAUGGAACCGUGGGGAGAAACGGGCGAAGACUUGUACGUGUCCUGCACAAUGCCAUCCAUAGAAAUUGGGACUGUUGGCGGCGGCACUGUUCUCCCCGCACAGUCCUCCUGCUUAGAGAUGUUACGAGUCAAGGGCUCGCACCCAGACUGUCCCGGGGAGAACGCAAGCCAGCUCGCACGGAUUGUCUGUGGCACCGUGCUAGCCGGAGAGCUGUCUCUCAUGGCUGCACUCACAGCGGGUCAUUUAGUCAGAAGUCACCUUAGACAUAAUAGGUCCACAACCACAAUACCUGAAGAAUUUAGUCAGAAUAGGUAUCACAUUCCUCCUUGUAAAGAUAUCUAAUUUAAAGUGAUGCUAGCUUAAGUGUACACAUUUUUGUACUUACGUUUAGUUAUUUAAUAAUAUUUGUAAGAACGCUAGGUUUGCACACGCAGGAUCCUCAGGUUGAGCGUAUUUAUUAUACUUGACUUUUCUUUCUUACAGAAACCUAUUUUAAAGUUGAUGUAAUUAUUGUAAAUACAUAUUUUAUAAGUGAA